Pimephales promelas (fathead minnow) is the source of this 2911-nucleotide messenger RNA. NCBI's taxonomy places the organism in Eukaryota, Metazoa, Chordata, Actinopteri, Cypriniformes, Leuciscidae. The record is from RefSeq and is a predicted model, not a curated record.
UUUUCUGCAAAUUUGGUCUAAUUAACAAGUGAGUUUUUAGUUAGCAUCAGUCACUGUAAAGUAGUAAUCAGCAGUUCUCUCACAAAUGUUUUUUUUAGAAGUUACUAUGUUAAAAGUUGUGAUUAUUCAGGCUUCACAGAUCACUGAAGCAAACAACAGGCCUCUGAGGUUCUGCACUCUAGACCUCGUUAUCAUCACAUUCACUUCAAGACAUUUACUUUCAAGGAACGAGUUUAAAUAUCAAAGUAGACAACAGUUUUGAUCUAAAACACAGAAUGCAAUCUUUGCCUAUAUAAAAUGGCUGUGUGUUUGUGUGGGUUUAUUUUCGCCAUAAAUAUGCCAACAUAAAGAUGCAUGCAAAUGACCAUUUUACGCUCUUCAUUCUUAAUGAACUGCUUUUAAGUCCCUACAUGUCCGCUGGUUGGUCUAUGACCUAAGAGCACGUACAUCGGGAGCUGAAAGGCUUCAGACCGCAUGUCCCUUUGUGUGUUUUAACCUCUGGGUCAGUAUAGCUGAUUGCUGUUGUGCUGUCAGUCAUUAUAUAUGUGUGAUCUCUCUUUACUCUGCUAGAGACCCUCAGGAGUAGAUUGUCACUGCCACAAGAUUAAUGACACUCAUCUGUUUGCUUUAAAACCAUAUGCUGUCUAGAGAUGAAAUAGCCUGUGGAUUUCUGUGUAAGAUGUGUGAUUUAAUGCGGAGAACUUAAGUCAAGUUAAAUAAGAAAGUUCAACUUCAUUUCACAGACUAAAAUACAAGUUUGAGCUGUCAGAAAGCAACUUGCACUGACAUAUCAGUUCAAAUAUUAAAAUAUGUAAGUACCAUUGUUUUGUCUCAAGAUGUCUCACACCAGUUUUUCUAAAGGUACGUUUAGAAAACCUUCUUAAAUGUGCUAAUUUUACUAAAGCCUAAUCCUGGUUUAAUCUAAACCCUGUCUGUGAAACCUGGGCUUCAUAUUCCAGAUUGUAAUUCUAUUUAAAGAGCUUGUUUACCGCAUGUUUCACAGAUGAAGUCUCAUGUUAAUUCAGACUGGAAAUAAGUUACUUGUGAAAACACUAGUCUAAUGUCCGUCGCAGAAUGAAUUUGUCAAUGCUAUAUGUAACUAAACACUGAUGGAAACAAGCACUAGAGCAUGUUAAUGUCCUCAGAGAAUGUGUUCAGCCUUAAUGAUUAACCUCUGAGGUCAAUGUGUCUCACUGCGUCUUAAAAUGCCUGGGGCAGGUGCGAGAUAUUUCAAAAAUGUGGGCGACAUUAGACUCGACUCCAUAGUCAUCAGUUAUAAGGCCUUCUGCUGGAUUUUGUAUUGUAAUUUUUUUUUUUAAAUGUAGGUACUUGCAACUGAAGCCAGAGGGCUUUAUGCAAAUGGAUAUAUCAGUGACUCUGGUGCAUUCAGUAAACUGAAUAAUGCAUGAAAUAAAUGCGUUUGGAUGAUUAGAAUUCAUACAGUAGGUUGUAGUUCUCCAGAAUAUGAGCCUUUGCUAUAAUUAAUGGACUAAUAUGUUAAACCAUCCAUCACAUACAAUUCUGUCCUGUUGGUUUGGCAUUUGUGAUUAAUAUGACUGAAUUUUGUGGGUUAUCUUAUAGCUGUAGGCGUCAAUCUUAGAUCUUUUUAUAAAUUACUUUUUGAACAAAACAAGAUGAUCAAUCUACAUGCAUAAUCUGCAUAAAAUAAUUUCAGUGUUCUUUUUAUGCUCAUCAUAUUCCAGUCAACAUUCAUUGGCCUCUUGCCAUGGAGAUAUGGUUCCUCUUUAUCAUGCUUAAACUCUAGAUGCUAAUGAGUAUUUGCCCAAUCCAUGCCAAUAGUUAUAAUAUUGAGGUGCUUAACAAAAUAUAAAUGUGGACAAUUAGAGGAAGUCAAAUGUUCGGAGACUUUACCAUAUCUUUUACUGUUUAUUUUAGGUGUCACUAUCAGUGUUUUAAACAUGGCGGCAGAUCUGGCUUUAGUCACUGUUCUUGUUCAGCUUCUUGUUGAUUUGGUGGCAAGUGACAACAUUGACUUCUACAAUCUCAUGCCUGCUGUAGAAGCCACCCCGUUUCCCAAGAGUUUCAAGUGCUUCACCUGUGAACAGGCCUCAGACAACUACAGCUGUAACCGCUGGGCAGAAGAUGUGUGGUGCCCUCAGAAUACCCAUUACUGUAUGACGAUACAUCACUUCUACCAUCAUGGGAAGACAAAGUUUGUUACCAAAAGAUGUGCAAUGCAUGAAGAAUGCCAGUUAGCCGGCUGUAGACAUCACAAAAAUACACACCAUGAGUGUGUAUCUUGCUGUGAAGGGAUGGUUUGUAACGUAGAGCUGCCGACCAAUCACAGUAAUGCUGUGUUUUCUCCGAGACAGACCCACAGCUCAGCAGCACCAACUUUCAGGAACUGGGAUACUGUGAUCCUGCUUAUCCCGGCUCUCACUGGUCUGUUACCGUUGUGAUCCUCAGUCAUGAGAACUUGUUUGGUGAUGAACAACACUACAAGUGAAAGAAGCCAAAAAGACAUCAUCCACACUGGAAUAUUAAUACAGUCAGAUGGAUGUUUCCAUUAAGUUCACAGUAUCAUGCUGGAGAAAGCUACCUGUUGGCAUUCCCAUCCAUCUCAAUGGCAGGAUGUUGCAGGACUCCCUGGAAGAACAUGAUUUGAAAUCUGUGACUCAUCUGCCUGUAGUGGCACCACAAGAAGAAGAUGAUUUGGACUAUUUUUAUGCUUUCUGACAUUGAUAAAUCUAUUAUAAUAUAAUUCAAUAUUUGUGACUUAUAUGUUGCUCAUAAACAUUUUUAUUCUGUCAGAAAACACUAAUACAUUUUAAUGACCAUCAGUGGAUGCAUUUUGCAGCCAUAUGUUGGUUACAGCCAUAGUUACAGCAUCAACCAGUAGGGGUUAACUAACUGGAAAGUGCUAAACAGCAAAACCCAACUCUUUAGUGGA